GACGUCAUCGGCUGGCCAAUCAGUGGCUCCCACUAGGCAGCCUCGGGUCUCAGUGGGGGGAGAAGGGACUCACUAGAAGUCUUCCCUCUAAUAUCUGGCUCUCCUGGUUACUCUGUCCGGUCCCUCUUUAGACGAAGAAAGAUGAUCUGAAUCAGAGCACAAAACACUUGGCAAAUUCUUUGUUUAAGUUAAAAUGUAGGACGCGUAACACACUCUCAGAUGGAAGUGUGGAAGGUCAGCAGUGUGCACACAAGGACGGGGAGCUGCUAACCAGACCAUGUCAAGAGGUUUUAAAUGAACAAAAAGGAGGUACGAACAUGACCUAAUUUGCAACAAGUGUGAGGGAACACCAAGAGCACAUGUGAUGGUGGUAAUUUUGCCAGUUUCACCAGCAAGACAAACACAUGCAUCAAAGUACUCGCAGGUACGCCACGUUUACCAACCCUGCCCUUCCCUUCCUGCCAUCUACCCCAGUCCUCCAUGGAUUCCUACAACUUCCACUUUGAGAGAAUGAGCAACAUAGACCUGCAUCCUCUGAGCCUUCCUGUCAGCCGGCUCUCCCCAGCCAAGUCUAGCAGCAGCAUCGUUGACCAAUUUGCCCACCAUCAACACGGCAAAGGAGACUCUGCCUACAGCUCCUUCUCCGGAGGGUCGACUGCCCCAGACUACUCCUCCCCUUUUCUAUCAGAUGACUUGCAGUCUAGCUCUUUCAGCCACUAUGCUGAUCUUAAGUAUGUAAAGUCAUUUUACCAUCCUAACCAGGUUCUGCAGUCUGAUUCAAAGACCAUGGACCAGCUCUAUCGCUCUGUGGAAGCCAUUUCACAGCAGUAUCGUCACAAUAACAACACCGUUCACCACCCCAACCACAAUGGCAGUGACAGUUUCCACACAAACAACAAAGCACUCUCUAAGCAAGAGUUGCCUUUAGGAAGUACUUCCCAAGGUGCUUACCCUCCAAUUCGUCCUCCACCAAUCCCAGCACGCUUGGAUAGUUUCAUAGCUACAAAAAACUUGGAGAACAGUUGGGUCCAUCACCACGGCACUGAGUCUCAGUCCCAGCAACCCCAGCCACAACCACAACAACAUAGACACCACACUCAAUCACAGUCCCAUACCCAAAAGUCUGAACCAGCCAAGUCAGAUUCAGUCAGCCCUGGCCUCAAAUCUGAAGUGUACGGAGUUUGGAGGGGCUCUCAACAGCAGCAGCCAUUGAGUUACCGCCCCCACCUUCAGCAGCAUGACCAGACCACGGCACAAAUGAACCCAGAAUACCUUUUCAUCACCGAUAACAAAGCUGGGUCUGAGCAGCAGAAGUCAACAAAUGUCUUAAGCCAGUCUCCUCCGAGAGGCACAAACCAGUCUGAGCACCUGAAACCCAAACAGACAGCAAGUAGUAAUGGAGAUCACAUCAAAAACAGAGGCAGCAGUAGCCAUCUCGAGGGUCAGCGCAGAAGGGCACACUCUGCUCAUGACUGGCUUGGAUCAGAGCCAACACGAGCAUCUAGCCCCUGGAAAGUUGGGCAGAGUUUUAUCAACAGCAGCAUUCAACAUAAAGGCCAGUUCUACUUUGUCACUGGUGUAUGUAAGGCAUCUGAUUCUGAGUCUGAGGCUGGGAGUGAGGGCACUAGUGUGGUGGAAGCACACAAGCUCAGAGAAAAAGAAAGAUGUCACAGCACAAUGGAAAAUUUGUUCAGACCUCUGCAAGAGAGUCCCCGCACUUUAACUGAGCAGAUUUCAGAUGAGAGAGAACCUUUCUUUCCUAAAUCACAAUGCAAGAACCCAAACAACAGAAGCCAGGAUGAAGAAAAUCACAGACCAUCUCUGAUUUUGACCAAGUCCUCUCGAAGCUUUGAUGCUUUGGAGGAAAUUGACAUGAUUCAGAGUCGAGAGAUCGGCCGCCACACUGCAAACAACCCUAUAUUCUACUGCGGACCUUUAAACACACAAGCAAAGGAGAUCUGCACCCCAGUCAACAAUGAACAGCCCAACCACCUUAAGAGGGAGGAGCAGGCAAAGAGAACUAACCGACAGCCUUUGGGUGAUGUAGCCAGCGAGAGGAUAAACAAAGAAACAACCCCACUUCUGUACCACCUCACCGGAGCAAGUAGAGCUGGUUUUAAGUCUAAAAAGGAUGCCGAUUUCAACACAAAGGGCAAGGAAGCUGUUCUUAACAAGACAAACCCUGUGGAUGUCACUGUUAAUGACAGUGAGAGACAUCCACAAGUUGAAUCAAGCAAGAAUGAUCGAGGGGAUGUCACCAAUGUCGCUUGUAACACUCUGGAUGAUUCAUUUAAGAAGUACUACAAAGAGAAGCUGAAGGAUGCCCAGUCAAAAGUCCUAAGGGAGACCUCAUUUAAAAGGAGGGAUCUACAGCUGUCAUGGCCGCACCGUAUCAGGCAAAAACCUGAACUGAGGCCUACAGUUAUUCACUCUUUCUCUUCAUCACAAGACUCAGAGACUUCGACAGACACACUCACCCCCUCUGUGACCUCUGAGGAGACGGAGAAGGGAAGCAUUAAAGAGGAAAUUAACGAAGAAUGUAAGAAAGAAGUGGACAAAGGGAGUGAAAUGGAAAACAGAAGGUCUGCAAAUGUGGCCCAACCCCAGGUGGCUCGCAUCGGCGGCAGGAAACGCCUGACUCCAGAGCAGAAGAAGAUGUACUACUCCGAACCAGAGAAACUCAACCAGCUUGGCAGUGCACCCAGCCACUCUGCUUGUCACUCCUUUGGUAAUGAAAGUGACAAUGUCUUUGCUGUUGAACGUGAGGGAGAGGAGCAUCUUCAACAGGGAGAGCAGGGACUGGUAGCAGCACGGAGAAAGAUGUUUGAGACAAGAGGUCGGGCUCUUUCAGCUUCUAGUGCAUCAAAAACCAACCUGAAACAUCUUCAACACAAAGCGUUGGUGGAGUAUAUGGAGCGUAAAACAGGCCAGAAGGUUGCAGAGCCACAGCAGCCAGCACCCCAGUUGCCCCCCUCAACCAGACAGAGGCACUCUCUGGGUGAGAAACCAUUUGACUGGGGUCCUAGGCCUCUAUCAGGAAAUCAUGAGAGCAAAAACACUAAGAAGAAACUUCACCGACCCCAUUCUGCAGGACGCAUCCUCGAUUCCUCUACCAGCUCCAUCAGGUAUGCUCAGUUCUUCUCAGCACAGUCUGGUUCAGGCCAGUCUUCUGGUCAGGCUUAUCAACCCAAAUGGAGAGAGAGCCGGGGUCCAUCUCAGGGGAAGUCGGCCUCUGUGGAGAGUCUGUUGGACCAGCCUGAGACACACAGUUUCUUCAGGAACAGAUCUACUUCCACACCUCAUGCAUUUCAGGCCUAUGAAUCUGAGCAGGAUCCAUUACCGGAGAACACUAUGGAAACCUUGAGUCCCCAGCAGAAUCCUCCAGAAGAAAACUCAGUAAAGGCAGCUCCUGAGGGCCAACAACGUGUCCGUGUGGUUGCACCGAGAGGGAAGUCCAUGGAGGAGCUUGGAGCCUUAAAAUUGGCAAGGCCAUCGGCUCUGAGUAAGAGCUCUGAACAGCUCGAUCGACUUUGGAGGUAUUCCACUGGGCCAGGAGAACCCGACAGGGACAAGAGGAGUAUCGAAUGCUUUCCAGCAGACGUUCAAGAACUCAAAGCCCAGGGGCAGGACAGAGGCAGGAAGAGUCAGUGGGAGUCGCAUGAAGCAGGGGAAGAACAAGAUAUUACAGAGAAGAUCACUCAGGGACAUGUGGAAAACCAAACUCAGACAAAGUUCCCUCUGAAGCAAAACUCUGAACCAGUACUGAGCAGCGGGGAGGAUACUGCACCUCUUAACAUAACAGGAAUGAGGAACAGGAGUCGGUCCACCUCCCCGGCCUCUGGUUCCUCUUCUCAGCUCAGGGUUCACUCGGGAUCCCCGGCAUCCCAAGGGCCUGUCACAGAUGACUUUAGGUCCAGUAGUAGGCCACCUAGUGAGGCCUCUUCGAACCCACCAUCUCCCAGAGAUCAAGAAACCAGCGAGAGGGAGGUCAAAUCCACCUCUUCCACCCCCACCCAGACAAAGCCUCCUUAUGAAAACAGGCCUAGUUCCAGUCGAGUGAGGACAUCUCCUUCUGUAACUGGAUCAGAGCGAGAGCAGUCAGUGGAUGAACCGAGCAGUGACCCCUCGGCCGACUCAAACCACGAAGUGUCUCUGAGCUGCGGCGUCACUACAGACCCGUCCCUGUGGAUUCUCCCCCCAGAAGAAGAAAUCAAAGAGGAUGUCCAGCAUCCACUGUUGACAGACGUUUUCAGUGAUGAGUCCGAAAGCUCUGCCCCUCCCACACAGACAAGUGAAACCUCUGUGUCUCCGCGAACCUCGGUGUCUGAUGCUGAUGUCAGUCAGCAGGAGAACGAGGAGAAAAAUCUCAAAACGGAAGAUGAGAACAUGGGAGAAAACCAGGAGAUGGAGGAGAGAGGAACACCAGAAGGAGAGACGGAGACCCGGGAGAAGCCCGUCGAGAGGCCACAGUGGGAGGAGCUUGUCGAGGCAGUCGUCAAAGCUGACCAAUCACUGGCCAGAGUGCUUUACCCGCUGGCCAAUCGUAAGACAGCGCUUAUGCUGAUGGAGCAGCUGCUGUCAGAGGACACGCUGCUGAUGGAGGAGCACUACAAGAAGAAACAGGAGCAGAGAGGAGCAGCAGAAAGUGCUGAGACAGUUGAGACUGCCGAGCCCUCUUUUAGUUUGUCUGCUCCAGACAACCAGAAGACAGAAGCACAGAGCACAGCAGACGUCAGCGAGAAGAAGCGCCUGUUGGUGUCCUUCAUUGAGGAGCGUCUGCAUUCCCUAGAGGAGGCCCGUGCGGAGCUCCAGAUGGAGAUCCAGGAGAACGUGGGCCGCGGAGAGGCGCUGGAGGGGCUGGUACGAGAGCGCUGCCUGCCCGUGGAGCUGGAAAGAUACAACCUGUUCAUAGGAGACCUGGAGCGGGUGGUCAGCCUGCUGUUGUGCCUCUCAGCACGGCUGGCCAGGGUUCAGAACGCCCUGAGCACCGUGGAUCAGCACACAGACGCCGAAGAGAAGCAAUCUCUGGACAGCCGCCACCGUCUGCUGUGCAAACAGAGGGAGGACGCCAAAGAUCUGAAGGAUAACCUGGACCGCCGAGAGAGCCAGGUCUCCACCUUCCUGUCUCGCCAGCUGUCCGCCGAGCAGCUGCACGACUACCGGCGCUUCGUCCAGACCAAGGCAUCGCUGCUGAUCCGGCAGAAGGACCUAGAGGAGAAGCAGAGGCUGGGAGAGGAGCAGCUGGAGGCCCUUCACAGCGGCCUCAACCAGUGACGAUUCAACAGAGCGGCAGAAAUCCACGGAUGCUCUCCCUCGGUUCUGUCUUUAAUGACAGAUGAAGACGUGACAGUUUGUUCCUGUUUGUAAAAUGUCUCCCUGCACUCGCAGAGAGUUUGGGCUGAACCUUUCAGACUGAGUUUGCCUCGUAGAGACAGUGACAUUUCAGUCCCUUUGCACCCUUUUCUGACUCUGUCCUUUUUAUCUGAGUGUGAGUGGGCCACCAGUCCAUCCAUCAUGCCGUUCAGCUGUUUGAACUUUAAGGUGGUACAUAACUAAAGCGAUGAAACUGUCCUCAUCCUUUUUUAUCAUGUACCAGCAGGUUUAUUUGAACCUGGACGUCCAGAACUGUCGAGCAUCAUCCACCCGAACGCAGCUCAUCAUCAGCACAAUCUGUUCAGCGUUGCCUUGAUUUUUCACAUUGCUGUGGAUCACUCUUCCAUUAGAGCUGCUGUGAUGAAAACUCUGCGACCCCUGCAAGCGAUUCAGCAACUGUCCUUAACUUUCCAUUCAGACAAUAACGCUACACCCCCGUGUCUGUAACCAUGGAAACCUAUCAUAAGCUUUAAGGUUGUUUGUUGACCCAUAGGAGAACCGCAGUAACAGAAGACGAAGCCGGAGCGAAGGCCGGCGUACUGUAUCAUGUCAGUAAAAUAACAAUAAUAAUAAUGUACAAUACAUGUAGAUCUGUUUUUUCAAUGUUCAUAUUUUUAAAUGUCUCAAAUUAAGGCACUAAAAACCAAAAAAGGUGAAUGAAAAAGCACUUUGUAAUGAUAUAUAAAUGCACGUUUCUUCAAACCAGAUUGUUUUCAACAUAAUUUCUCAAUUUUAAGCAAAAGCCUUACUCCAUCCACUUAUUUUUUUGUUCUUUUUCUUUCUUUUUAUUAGUUUUAAAGGUACACGAAUACACCAGGAACAUUAAGUUGCAUUUCAUGUUAAGUUCUUGCCUAAUGUAAAUUAUGUCUUCGAUGAUUUCAUGCUGGACCAGUUGCUCAAUGUGGAAGAAGCAACAGAUAAAUCACUGAAUAUUUUCUUCUCCCUUUGUCGCAGAAGUGACACGUGAUACUUGAAAUACGCUUUUUUUAGGAGAAAACCUUCCUUCAGAUGUCUUAAACUAAUUUUCUUUUCUCUACCUCCACAAUGUAGCCCCCUUGUACACACUUUGAAGUUUAUGAAACUUACUCAUUAGCCUUAGUUCCUCUGUAACUGAAUGAAUUACACUUGAAUCAAGGACCUUCCCGUUCUCACGUCUGACCGGUGCGUCUGUUUCCUAAUCAGCUUGUUUUUUCACUAGUUUAUGAAUAGAAAACCAUUUCAUUGAUAUGAAAUAUUCCAGACACAGUGGGGAGAGAUGUGAGUGGUGCUUUACGUCAGAGUUUUGUGCAGAAUGUGUGUGUGCGAUUCAUUGUUUUAUGUGAUGUUGAACAAAGACAGAACUCCACUUGGCGUUUGCUGUGUUAAGUUUUCAAUAAAGCCCCCCCAUGAAGCUGGAAUAAAAAAAGAAAAGUGACCCAUGUAGAACGCUAUUUCCAGCCUCUGCUUGAAAAAAAAAAAAAAAAUUGUAAGAGAAAAUGUCCAAGCAGUGGAUGUGUAAAUGGUUAAAAGUGCUGGGUUUUCACUGGAAACUCAGAGAUAUUCUCAUGUUUCUCUGCCGACGCCAACCCCUUUAAAUAUUUCCCUGGAGAUUUACGACUCUGUCCGUUUCAGUCAGCUAAACAAAUGUGUGUUUGUUUUGGCCUUUGUGCUGACGUGGGGCCGAACAGUUAGAAAAGGCUCUGGUGUUGUUCCCUGUAACCCGCUGGAAUUCUAAAGUAUGCAGAAGACCGACGUUUUGGAGAAAGAAAGAAGAUAAAUGAAGUAAAAACGGACAGAACACGGAGACAAAGGCUUCCUAAAGAAGCAGCACAUGGAUAAACACGACUCCGUCAUGUGUGCAUACAAACAUUUGACAACUUCCUGAGUCAUUUCUGCCACUCACUCAGUUUUGUUAAGGUCAGGAAAAAGGCGGGGGCUGUUUUUAAAGUAGGAUUACGUUUGUUUAGUCUUCGACUUUGAUAUGAACUCAAUCUCUUUUAAAGCCGAGAAGGAAAGACAUAUUUCAAUAAUCUGACAGCAGAGACUUUUUCUAAGUAAAUCCACUUUUCUUCCUGUUAUUUCUCACCUGUUCGUGUUUUCUGUUGAGAGUUUGAGUUGGUUUUUGUGCCUGUUUGGAGUUGUAAAUUCCAUAAUGUUCUGAUUGUGAAUAAAUUAAGCUCUCCCUCUCAAAA
Molecule: messenger RNA, 7544 nt
Organism: Sphaeramia orbicularis (orbiculate cardinalfish)
Lineage: Eukaryota; Metazoa; Chordata; Actinopteri; Kurtiformes; Apogonidae
Gene: shroom1
Product: shroom family member 1
Exons: 9
Coding region: 481-5274 (1597 amino acids)
Biological process (GO): actin filament organization
Cellular component (GO): adherens junction; apical plasma membrane; apical junction complex
Molecular function (GO): actin filament binding
Source: RefSeq, a predicted model, not a curated record